AUGAAGCUCGAUUUUCUCUUCAUCGCGACGGUAUUCACGGUAUCCGCCCUGGAUAACCCGUACGGGAAUUGGAAACCAGCCGGACCUAAUGGUGUGAGAGGGCCAUGUCCAAUGCUCAAUACCCUGGCCAAUCAUGGAUUCCUCCCCCAUAAUGGGAAAGAUAUUACCGAGAACGACACCGUUAGUGCCCUAGGGUCGGCGUUGAACUUUGACGAAGAGAUAUCGCGCCUCAUGCAUAAAUUUGCCGUCUCUACCAACCCGGCACCUAACGCCACGACCUAUUCUCUGAAUCAUCUUAGUCGCCACAAUAUCCUGGAACACGACGCAAGCUUGAGUAGAGCGGAUGCCUACUUUGCUGAUCCGGCUAUCUUCAACCAGACUGUGUUCGACCAGACGCGGUCUUACUGGAAAGGGCCUAUUGUCAAUUUGAAGGAGGCAGUUCGGUCUCGCCUAGCUCGGCUGGAGACAUCCAAUGCGACUAACCCAACUUUCACCCUAAGUGCCCUUGGGAAAACCUUUGGUCUUGGGGAGAUCGCCGCCUACCUUGCCGUGCUUGGUGACAUUCCGUCGGCGACUGCUAUUAAGGCUCGACUCGUAUAUUUCUUUGAAAACGAACGUUUGCCGGUUCACCUAGGCUGGACCAAGCUGAGCGUUCUGUCUAAAACUGACUUUACGGAUAUGCUUCAGAGAGUUGCUAAUGCUACUGAAAAAGUCUCGGGGGAAGCCGUCGAACCUGUCAAACGAGAUAGUAUCAUCGGACUCCACGCAACCCUCUCCGAAUAGACGAAAAAUGUCAUAGUACAACAAGGAAAUGGAUGAUUAGGAUUCAGGGGGCGAUACAUAGGGGUGUACGUACCUUUUGUAUCUAAGAAUUAAGUUCAUGCAUGAUUAUUUCUUGGAGAUUGAACCUUCCUCGAAGACCGCAAGAUGUUGUCCAUGAUCAUGCAGCGCGGUUGUUCCUGCCUUUUCUACUUCUCAGAUGCGUCAUCACGAAGACAUAGAGUUUUCUUCUUUCUGCCUUCCCUCUGUGGGAUUU
Molecule: messenger RNA, 1036 nt
Organism: Hypoxylon trugodes
Lineage: Eukaryota; Fungi; Ascomycota; Sordariomycetes; Xylariales; Hypoxylaceae
Product: Chloroperoxidase
Exons: 3
Coding region: 1-783 (260 amino acids)
Molecular function (GO): peroxidase activity
Source: RefSeq, a predicted model, not a curated record